This is a messenger RNA of Drosophila innubila, 1392 nucleotides long. RefSeq names its product phenoloxidase-activating factor 2. The transcript is spliced from 2 exons. Bases 40 to 1308 code for a protein of 422 amino acids. Lineage: Eukaryota; Metazoa; Arthropoda; Insecta; Diptera; Drosophilidae. Gene Ontology annotation, molecular function: serine-type endopeptidase activity. Gene Ontology annotation, biological process: proteolysis. The record is from RefSeq and is a predicted model, not a curated record.
UCGCGUUCACAACUCUCGACUUGCCGCUUCGAGAACAAGAUGGGAAGAACGUCGUAUGGACUAAGACUGGUUAUUCUAGCUGCUUUGUUGGCUUGUGGCAAUGCUGCUCCACAGCAGGUGUCGAAUGUGGAUAGAAAUAUUCAGGAUAUAUUCAACACGAGUCCCGGAGUGAAUCAGCCGUCGGGACCAGGUGGCUUUGCCCAGGUGGUGACUCCGGUGCCCAUCGAUCCCUCGAGUCCAGUGAUCAACUUUAACUCGAUCAGUGGCAAGCAGGCAAAUUGCAAUUGUGUGCCGUACUAUAUGUGUGAUCCGUCGACGAACAGCAUCACGGAGGAUGGAUCCUUUGAUGGCUUUGGCUUGAUUGAUGUUCGCUUUGGCGACGAUGAUCCUGUGUGUCCCACAUCCGUGGAUGUUUGCUGUGCUGGAAAUCGCACACGCUCUGAGGUCUUAAAUCCGACUCCCUUGGACCAGAGACCCAAUCAACCACGUGGCUGUGGCAUUCGCAAUCUGGGUGGCUUGGACUUCAAGUUGACGGGCGCGACACAGAAUGAGGCCGGAUUUGGCGAGUUCCCCUGGACGGUGGCCCUGCUGCAUGCCGAUAAUUCCAGUUACUUCUGUGGCGGCUCACUGAUUCAUCCCCAAGUGGUGCUCACAGCGGUGCAUUGUCUGCAGCCACAUGCACCCGGCUCCUUUGUGGUGCGAGCUGGUGAAUGGGAUGCACAGACAACGAAGGAGCGUUUGCCCUACCAGGAGCGUGCGGUUCAGCGCAUCAUCACACAUCCGCAGUUCAAUGUGAGGAAUGUGGCCAACGAUUUUGCCCUCGUCAUUCUAACGCAGGAAUUCACUUUGGAUGAUCACAUCAAUGUGGUUUGUCUGCCUGCCCAGGGCGCUUCCCCCGCUGCCCGCACCACCUGCUUCUCCACCGGCUGGGGCAAGGAUGUCUUUGGUGCCGCCGGCAAAUUCAGCGUUAUCAUGAAGCGAGUGCCACUGCCAGUCGUGGACUUCAAUACCUGCCAGACGCAGCUGCGUGGCACUCGACUUGGCCCGAAAUUCGGCCUGGAUCGCUCAUUCAUGUGCGCGGGCGGACAGCGAGGUGUCGACACCUGUCAGGGCGACGGAGGUGCCCCGCUUGCCUGCCCCAUUGGACUUGCCACCGACAAUCGAUACCAGCAAAGCGGCAUUGUUGCAUGGGGCAUUGGUUGCAACGAUAAUAUUCCAGCCGCCUAUGCCAAUGUCGCCUUGGCUCGCACCUGGAUUGACCAGCAAAUGUUGGCCAACGGCUUUGGCACCAGCACCUACUCAACCUAAGCGCCAUUCCCUAUUCCCCCCACUACUCUACGAAUAUGUUAGGAAAAUGUCUAAAAUAAAUAAAGUUUUAUCUAUCAACUACAA